AUGAAUCAGCAAAAUCCAACCGAUCAGGCAUCUUUAAUUACUGGGUUUCGCGUUGGUAAUAGGGCUAUUCGAGGUUGGAAUCAGUCUAGUGGCGGCUCCAAUGGUUCUUUGCAGAUAUUGUCUCAAGGAACCCAAGACAUACGAAAUCCAAAUGGUUCCGUUCAGACAAUCCCACCCCCAGCCCAGAAAUCCCUAGAAGACUGGUACAAGGCUCACUACUACGACUACUACUUUAAAGCCUACAAGGCAAAUGGCUUGGAUGAUGCGACAUCCUCUCAAUAUGCUCAUAGCUGCGUUAGUGAGUUAGAAAGGACAGGAUACAUUCAAAAUGCGAUUCAAGCACAGAGUGAGAUAGAGUUUCAAGCUGCUUCAAACCCAAAAGAGUUUAGAGAACAGAAGCAAAAGCAGCAAAAGAGUUCUCUACAUAAUAAGGAUACGAAGCAAUUUCAAACUUCAGCAGUCUCAAUAAACAAGUCCAAAGGUCUCCAAAACUGGAUUUACAGACUCUUUAGCACAUAUAGAUCAAAUGGUACUUCAAAGGAGGACAUUGAGUGGAACCAAAAGCUUUCUGCAUACUCACAACAUAUUUCUGAGCGUUACAAGAACUCCAAUAAAGUCAUAGACUGGGACCUCCAGAACCUUCCCAAGAGAGAAGUUAUCCAAAACUUUAAAGUCAAGAAUCUCGAUCAGAGUGAGGAUAUCGAUCAUCCUAGUGAAACCUCACCUAAUCCAACCGUCGUAUCCAAGCUAACUCCAUCUUCAAGAAGAAGAUUUAAUUCUCAACUCGAUACUGAGCUUAUGAAGAAUGAAGCCAACUCUUCCUGUUACAAAAAUGAGGAAAGCUUUCCACCUUUAAAAACUAAAAGAGCUAGAGAGAUCCACACAACUGAUCAAGAGAAAGAUGGGAAGCAAAUUAAGCAUUUAAAGCAGAGGAAGCAUGGCAAAAAUACUGAAAACUUAUUUGGGAAUGAUGUAUCCACUAAACCAGAAUCCGUCUCAAAAAGUAAUUAUUUAGAUCAAUCAAACCAGUUUAAUUUUGUUUCAAACUACACUUUCCCAACCUCCACAAAUGGUCAGUUUAGUAAGUAUGAAGGAGAUGGAUACAUAUUGGAUGCAAAUGGAAACAAAAGGCUUUCUUGGCAACAAAUUCUAGCUCUUGGGAAAAGUACUGAAAAGAUUGUCGGUCUCUCUAAUGCUUUAGAGAAACAGUACCUUAGGCUCACAUCCUCUCCAGACCCUAAUUUGGUCAGACCAGAACAUAUCUUGAGAAAAUCUCUUGACUUUGUAUACAAUAAUUAUCUUAACUAUACCAAUUCUCAAAGUUUGAGUACCCAAAAGCAGAAGAAAUAUGACUGGAAAUACUUAGAAGAGCAGUUUAGAUCCAUUCGCCAGGAUUUGACUGUUCAAGGAAUCAAGAACCUAUUCACCAUUCAAGUAUACGAGCUUAAUGCCAGAGUUGCAUUGGAAAAUCAUGAUCUUGGUCAGUUUAACCAAUGCCAAGCUCGUCUAAAAGAACUUUACUCUCUUGGACUCGUGAAAUUUGAAGGAUCCAAUAGAGAGGAAUUCUUAUGUUAUUACAUUAUUUAUGUAACUCUUCAAAAUAUGAAGGCUGAUUUAAUUCGUGUCUUGGAUGAAGCACAGCCAUAUAAGAAUUUCAAAGGAAUUUCUUUUGCAAUUCAGGUGUGUAAAGCACUUAUGGAAGGUAACUACUACAGGUAUUUUAAGUUGUGUAGAAAGGCUCCUUGGAAUUCCAGGUUUCUAUUUGAAAUAUUUCGUAAUAGACAGCUUAUUGUGGCCCUUACUACUAUGACCAAAGCAUUCCGCUUUAUUGAGAUCUCUGUACUUACCUCCAGCCUUGGAUUUGAAUCAAAUCUAGAGUGUCAUAAAUUUCUAACUUCUCAGAAAGCUGUUUUUACACACCCAAGCUCUCCAAUUAGUGAACUAAAGCUCGAUUGCAAGGCAAGUUUUGCUGUAUUCUCUUCUUCACCUCUUCUUCUAAACAGAAAGGUUCAAGCACUUGGAUGA
Molecule: messenger RNA, 2025 nt
Organism: Cryptosporidium ubiquitum
Lineage: Eukaryota; Apicomplexa; Conoidasida; Eucoccidiorida; Cryptosporidiidae
Product: SAC3 GANP domain-containing protein
Exons: 1
Coding region: 1-2025 (674 amino acids)
Cellular component (GO): nucleus
Source: RefSeq, a predicted model, not a curated record